AAAGUCCAGGUCAUAAGGUCAUAAAAUAUACAUUAAUAAAUAGUAUUUUCAUAAGCAACAAUUAUAACUUCAACAACAAAAGAAAAAUAGUAUACAAAAAAGUUUAUUUGGCGUUGUUACUAAUUUGAAUGUACCUAGUUCACGAAAAUCCAUUACGUACGUGAAUAAAAUCCAAGUGGGCCGUGCAGGGAUGUGGUUUAUUUAGUUAUAGUUGUCAGUUAGAAAUUAACCUAACUUUUUAGAAAACAACCAAUGUCAAAGACAACGCCAAAACUAUUAGCAAGGAAUAAAUUAAUUUGUAAAAUUAACGGUGUAAUAAAUCUAAUUAUGGACAUAGAUCCAGUGGAUUUUUUCCCUGGAUAUAAUCCUUGUGCGUGUCUUGGAAGAUGCAGAUGUGUUCCAGAAACUCGAUCGUCUUUUUGGACAUAUUGCUUUGCUAUUCUUGUAUCAAUAGCCAUUUGUGGAUCUGGUGUGUAUUAUUAUGAGGAGUUUGUUAAAAGCCUGCUUGAAAAAUGGAUUAAUUCCACCAAUGAAGAAAAUUGUAUAAAACCCGAACAGUUACUAGCUAUCAAACAAGAUCUUCAAAAUUUAAAAGAUAAGCUUGAUGCAUCGGAAAUGUGGCGAAAGCAGCUUGAUAGCUUCCAAUCCAGCUCUUGUCCUCAUCUAGAAGUCAACAUUGAACACAUAGUACAAGAAGCAUUGGACAUAUAUGAUUCAGACAAAAUCGGUUUGUUUGAUUUUGCAGCUUCAUAUGCUAACGGUGCUAUAGUUUCUACUCCAGAAACUUAUCCAUAUCCACUAAACAAAACUACUACCGUUUUUGGAUUAGUAUAUAUAAAUAUGUUAUCAAAUCCAGAAAAUUUAUUACAAACUGGCAAUCUCCCAGGUAACUGCUUCGCCUUUUAUGGUAGCCAAGGAAGGAUACGAAUCAAGUUAGGCAAAAAGAUUGCUAUUAAGGCCAUUACUUUAGAUCAUCUUAAACUACUUCCAGACAGAAGUAGUGCCCCGAAAGAUUUUGAAAUCUAUGGUCUUGCUAACCCAUACGCUUCAUCAGAAAUAUUAUUAGGAACAUUUACAUACGAACUGAAUGGAAGAUCUUAUCAAACUUUUAAAAUUAGUAGAUAUGACGAUUCUCUUAUGUUUGAAUAUGUGGAAUUACAUAUAUUGAAUAACCAUGGGAAAGAAGAAUUCACUUGUUUAUACAGAUUCAGAGUUCAUGACAAGUAUAUUGAAAAACAUUAAAAUUAAUAUAAUAUUUCUAAGUAUAUAAAACCAUCGUAGUAUAUUUUCCUUUUGGUAGAAUGUCAGCUAAGGUAUUUAUUUGUUGAUGAAUUAUAAAUAUGGAGAAAAUACAACUUUUAUUUCA
Diorhabda carinulata is the source of this 1366-nucleotide messenger RNA. Its product is annotated as SUN domain-containing protein 1-like. Gene Ontology annotation, molecular function: protein-membrane adaptor activity. The transcript has 6 exons. Gene Ontology annotation, biological process: nuclear envelope organization. Gene Ontology annotation, cellular component: nuclear envelope; meiotic nuclear membrane microtubule tethering complex. The record is from RefSeq and is a predicted model, not a curated record. Lineage: Eukaryota; Metazoa; Arthropoda; Insecta; Coleoptera; Chrysomelidae. Bases 253 to 1242 code for a protein of 329 amino acids.